Molecule: messenger RNA, 1319 nt
Organism: Varroa destructor (honeybee mite)
Lineage: Eukaryota; Metazoa; Arthropoda; Arachnida; Mesostigmata; Varroidae
Gene: Apt1
Product: Acyl-protein thioesterase 1
Biological process (GO): protein depalmitoylation
Cellular component (GO): cytoplasm
Molecular function (GO): carboxylic ester hydrolase activity; palmitoyl-(protein) hydrolase activity
Source: RefSeq, a predicted model, not a curated record
UCUUGGUUGACACAAAUGUUCAAUUCUAUGAAAUAUAAAUGCUCUGUUUUUAGCAUCUAGCGUUAAGCCAGUUUUAAGAAGAACGCAUAUAAUAAUAGCUCUUGAUGGUGGAACAUUCUCAGCUACUUGCGUUGAUGUUGAAAAAAGCACGGAAAAGGCCUAGUUUCGACUAGCUAGUUAAAGCCAGACUGUGAAUCGGUGUAGGCGGCUGAAUUCUGAAAUCCUAGAUCAUUUUUUUGCCUUUUGCUUAGCGACUUUUAUAUGGAAACAAACGCAAAAGCAAAUAGGUAUCAAGAAACGUAUUGCGGAUCGGCAUUGCUACUGAUGUUAUCGCACUCGUAGUCUGAAGUUGAGUGGUUGAAUAAAUCUAGUGAGAGACCCCGUCUUUUAGAAAAAACAGGGAAUUUCUACGAGUUGUCCAGUUACGUUCUAUAUACAGUCAGCACUUGUGUAAAUUAUUUCUGCCGGUACAAAGCUAAAUGAAGAGCAAGCAUGUGGCAACCGUUUAACGAAACGGGCUGUUACCAAAGGCGGCGCAGCGUCGUUAUUGAUGGAGAAAAAGCAAUUGAUUUUCCUGCAUGGGCUGGGUGACACGGGUUAUGGCUGGAGUAACCAGCUGUCUCGAAUUUGUCCACCAUAUUAUAAGGUCAUCUGUCCGCAUGCGCCAACUAUUCCAGUAACGUUGAACAGCGGUAUGAGAAUCCCAGCAUGGUUCAACAUCCUUUCAUUAGAAGCUAGCGGACCACAAGAUGAAGAAGGCAUUAGAGCUGCUACAGUUAACAUUCAGAAAAUGAUUAAAGAUGAGGAAAAUGCAGGAAUUUCAUCAGAUCGCAUUAUGCUAGGAGGUUUCAGCAUGGGGGGGGCUCUGGCUCUUUAUGCUGGAUGUACUUACGAAAAGAAGUUAGGCGGUAUUAUCGGACUCUCUACGUGGCUACCGAUGCCAGAUGAGGUUACGAAAGCAGUAGCCGUUAACAAGGAGACACACAUUUACCUAGGUCAUGGUAAUAGCGACGACCUUGUACCCGUGAAGUGGGGUGAUAUGACCGCGAAACACCUAAAAAAAUUCAACCCGAACGUCGCCUUCAUUACCUAUAAUGGAAUGGGCCACUCCAGCUGUCCAGAGGAACUAUAUGAUGUAGCAAACUUCCUCAAGGAGCGCCUGCCAGCCCAGUAGUACAUAUGUGGGUAUCAACAUGUGGGUCAAAGGGAUCUUCCUGAAGUUAAAGAGCUUUUCUCGACGGUUCAUAGCAAAUAUUGGGAAAUAGUCUUAAAAACGUAUUCAUUGUAAGCGACAUACUACAUUCGCUCGCUACUCACCC